ACUGUCAUUAUAAUAGAGAAGAUGAUAGUAUAGAAAUACCACAAGGUGAGGAUGAUGACAUUGGUCCUGAAGCUGAUAGAGCCAGUGAAGCUUCCUUAUCCAGUCAUAGAAGCAGUAUCCCUGAUGAGGCACCUGUUGAUGCUGAGUUUGAGCAAAAGAUUAACAGACUUAUAGCAGCAAAGCAGAAACUAAGACAGCUGCAAAAUCUAGUUGCUAUGGUACAGGAUGAUGAGGGUGAACCAGAGGCUGCAGGACGGGAUAAUGUAGAUCAGUACUUUUUGUCUGAAGAAGAAAAAGAACAGAAGCAGCCAAAUAACAUUCGAGCAGGUGUAAACAAGUCAGAGAAGGCUGUGGUUCUGAAUGAAAAAGCAAG
This is a messenger RNA of Sceloporus undulatus (fence lizard), 373 nucleotides long. RefSeq names its product pericentriolar material 1 protein-like. Gene Ontology annotation, biological process: centrosome cycle; cilium assembly; microtubule anchoring at centrosome. The transcript is spliced from 2 exons. Gene Ontology annotation, cellular component: ciliary basal body; centriolar satellite; centrosome. The annotation marks the transcript as partial. Lineage: Eukaryota; Metazoa; Chordata; Lepidosauria; Squamata; Phrynosomatidae. The record is from RefSeq and is a predicted model, not a curated record.